UGUAGUUGCCGGGAGAUGGGAGGAUGCUAUCUGAGCUGAAUGCGGGGAAAGCGGGGAGCCCUCUGCGCUGGGUUUACGCCGCUCCUACGCUGCAGUUCCCCAGAAACACACACGGAGGAGUCGGAGAUGCGGAAGGGUGGAAACGAAAGUGACUGAGAGUUAGUUUCAGUUUGUUUUCUGCUCCGGGCCGGAUGGUCCUGAGCUCAGGGGGUUUGCUGAGAGCCGCUGUAUCCAGGCUUUUCUGAGAGCAGGAAUGCAGAGCACGGUUAAUUACCUCUGGUCACUCAGUGACAUCCUUGGACAGGGAGCAACUGCCAGCGUGUACAAAGCACGUCACAAGAAAACUGGUGAUCAGUAUGCUGUCAAAGUAUUUAAUCAUGUCAGUUACCUGCGUCCUUAUGAAGUGCAGAUGAGAGAGUUUGAAAUGUUACGGAAAUUAAACCACAAGAAUAUUGUAAAGCUGUUUGCAGUGGAGGAAGUGGGAACCAGUAAACAGAAGGUGCUGGUAAUGGAGUACUGCGCUGGUGGGAGUUUGCUCAAUGUUCUGGAAGAAUCGGAAAAUGCAUUUGGAUUAUCAGAAGCUGAAUUUCUGAUUGUUCUGGAAAGUGUUGUUGGUGGAAUGAACCAGUUGAGAGAGAAUGGAGUGGUCCAUCGAGAUAUUAAACCAGGGAACAUCAUGCGUGUGGUUGGGGACGAUGGCCAAUCCAUUUAUAAACUAACAGAUUUCGGAGCUGCUCGGGAACUCGAAGAUAAUGAACAGUUUGUCUCACUGUAUGGAACUGAGGAGUAUUUGCACCCAGAUAUGUAUGAACGUGCUGUUCUUCGGAAACCUCAGAAGAAGGCGUAUGGAGUCACGGUGGAUUUGUGGAGCAUCGGUGUGACAUUCUACCAAGCGGCGACCGGCAGCCUACCCUUCAUUCCAUAUGGUGGACCACGGAAGAACAAGGAGACGAUGUAUAAAAUCACAACUCAGAAGCCACAGGGAGCGAUUGCCGGGGUGCAGCACCGAGACGAAGGGUCAAUCGAGUGGAGUCAUGAGCUGCCAGUCAGUUGUAGAUUGUCCCGGGGUUUGAAGAACUUGUUAGUUCCCAUCCUUGCCAAUAUCCUGGAGGUGGAUCAGACCAAAUGUUGGGGAUUUGACCAGUUCUUUGCAGAAGCCAAUGACAUUCUCCACAGAACAGUGAUCCACAUCUUCUCUUUGCAGCAGGCUCUGAUGGUCAAAACCUAUAUCCACUCCUACAACACAACCAACAUAUUGAUGGACGCUCUCUUCAUACAGACUAACAUCUCCCCUCAGAAUCAAGAGUUUAUUUAUGAGGGCCAUCGCUUGGAGUUGGAACUGUCUCAACAGGUGCAGUUACUUCCUAAAACAACAGAAGACAGGCCCAUCAUCCUGGUGAGCACCAAGCCUGAGGUACUCAUUGGAGUUAUCUACAAAGAGCCUGAGAUACCACUGUUUCCUCCAAACUUUGAUAUUAUCAAUGAUGCAAGUCUCGCAAAGUCCGAUCGACUUUGUAAAUAUUGCAUUUUCUGUUCCAGUGCAAUUUUGAAGAAAGAAUGUGGGACAAUCCAUCAGCAAUUGACAAUGUUGAAUCUGAAGCUAAGUUUCUGUCAGAACACCAUGGUGCAAGUUCACAAACUAUAUGGGCCACUGACUCAGGAUCUGACGGAAAUGGGAGUUCUUCAUGUUAAGCUGCAGUCAGCUCAGGAAUUUAUUGUUACCGGCUCCCAUAAUGUUCAAAGCAUUCAGAAGCAAUUGGAGCAGAUCACAACUGAAUGGUGCCAGUACCGAGACUUACAUCAUGCAGACAGCACAGUUGGAAAAGUGGAAGUUUUACUGAAUAAAGUUUCUUCUAUUCACCAUCAGCUCAGAAAGGACCGAGUGAAGAUGAAACUUCAAUACAAUGAUGAGCAAAUCCAUAAAUUUGAGAAGAUCAAAAUGGGAAUGCAUACAAAGAAGGUGCAGAUGUUAGUCAGAGAGGAUUGUGUCCAGAAAUAUCAAAAGCUGUUGGCUUCUACUAAAGAAUGGAUGAGGAUAUGCUGUGAGACCCGAAAGCAACUGAUUACCUUUAAAAACCAGAGUGUGAACUGCAGUCAGGAGCUGGAGAAACACGAAGUUCAUUUGAAAAAGAUAUUAGACCAGGGGCUGCUGAGGCUUCAAACAGAACAACAAUCUGUGACCAAAAUACCAGCUCCUAGUGAUGGCUCUGAGCAGAAAUGCAUGGAUAUGGCAAUCAGGAUGAAGCAGCUCAAAAAGGAAAUGGAAGGUGUGUUAUGGGAACUGGAACAGAACAACUUGAUCAUUGAGAGGCUCAGUAUCCAGAAGCCUCACGGUGUCUGAGACCCACACAUUGAAGAUGGAUGUGGUGGGGGCGUGGUGUCUUUUGUGCUGUCACUUUAUAUUUCAUUGCCACGACAUUUGAAGGAUCAUGAUGUGGCUGAACUAGUACCAAAAACUGGCUGGAUAUACUUAUUAAAGAGCAAAAUAAUGGUCAAACUGCACCCUCCCACUUCCUGGAUUGUGUAAAAUAGGCAACUGAGUUUACAUCUCUCUGCAAUUUCAUUUCAGCAACUUAUUGGAAAGAUAAAUCAGGAAAAAUGGCUCCUGCCUUGCUAACAUCCAUAUAAACUAUUGAAGAAAGGAACAAUCUAUUGCAUCGCAUGAGUAAUCGCAUCAGAAACGCUUAUAGCUAAACCUAACGAAAAUCAAUAUUUGUGAGUAUAUGUGACUCAAUUUGUACUCCCUCAACCUUCAGAAUGGGGACAUUGUGAAGAUUAGCCUCAUUAUUGAAUACUCAGGGAAGCUAAUGACAUUGAACAUUAAAUGGAGGUUGCUUCUAUCAGCAAUAAAACAUCAAAUGACUCUACACUAUCAAUACAAAGUGAACAAUCUUCCUCUCUCCUUUCUCGAUCGGAAUCAGUCACCCUACAACAUAAUCAUCAUCGAUUCCUGGAUCCACUGAAUCUCACUUGACUCCAGGUCCAUGGAUAUUGGCUCCUGUCCAAAUCAGGAUCACAUGGUCAUUCUGCAUCAGUGUAGACAGCGAGUGUUGGAGAGCUGUGCAUCUCUAGGAGCUAAAGUGAUCAAGUGCUAUCCUCUCCUGCUAUCAACACACAUUCAGAAGACACUAUGGUGCAAUGCAUCACCUAGUUGUACCUGUUCAACUGCAUUCUCUGUGUUGUUCAGACCAGGAAUCAAUCCUGGGAUCUUCCUAAACCCCCAUAGUUCAACUUCACCAAGAAAUGCACUGUAGAACAAGAGGAGUCCCUACUGUUCCAUUCUAUCAGAUCCUGGCUGAACUGUGCUGCAGUCCCAUUUUCCUACCUUUACUUCAGAUUCCUCGGUGCUCUUGUCUAACAAAAUCUCUCAUCUCAAUCUUGAAAGUUCCAGCUGCCACCCAGCACUUGCAAUCUUUUGGAGAUGUGUCCAAUAUUCAACUCUGUUUAGAAGACUGAUUGCUGCUUUCAGUUCUUUAUGACCUGGCUCCGAUGUUACAGGUCCUGCCCCUUGUUUUGGGUCCCAACACCACAAGCAGCUGAAUCACCCAAACACAUGGGGAUACCAGCUCUGUCCAUACAACUGUGUGGUCAUAAUUGACACCUCAACAUUAAUCAGCUCAUAUAUCGCACUGAUUCCACUCAUAAGAUACCAUUCCUGUCCAGAAAUUGAAAGGUGGUUCUCCAAAUAGGGUCUGACUAAGGCUGUGUACAAAUGAAGCAUUUUUGAAAUAAAAACCAUUAAUCAAUUAAAAAA
Molecule: messenger RNA, 3754 nt
Organism: Chiloscyllium plagiosum (whitespotted bambooshark)
Lineage: Eukaryota; Metazoa; Chordata; Chondrichthyes; Orectolobiformes; Hemiscylliidae
Source: RefSeq, a predicted model, not a curated record